AUGCACUCUCCGCGCCACUCCGCCGAAGAUUCUUCCCAGGGGCCCCAGUGCUCCCAUGCUACCUCAUAUGCACCGCAUACCGAUAGCCAGCGUAGCGACGUGGAACUCCGCUCUCUGACGUCUGCGCAACGGUACUCUGAUCAUAACCAAAACCCUCGCCAUACUGACGAUAUCAGCGCGGCAGGGAGCGACGACGAAUUUUCCUGCUCCUCAGAAUUCGAACUUUUGGAAGAGGGCUUGAACAGCAGUUUGGUAUCCAGCGAGGAUUCGAGGGGUCGGCGACCAAUGACUCGAAAGCACAAUUCACUCAAGCGCCGUUCAUCCAGACCUAGCCUUAAGCUCGCGUUUGGCGAGAACGGCCACGCGAACGGCGGCAUGGAUUCCGGCGUUGGGCUGCGAAGAAAGGAUGUCUCCCUAGACUCCACGACAUCGCUUGCCUCACGGGUUAUGAACAGAUCAGACUUCUCCCUGGACGAUGAGCCGCCGCCUACUCCGCAGACACCGGGGCUCUCAAGCACGAGCUUUGCAGACUUGCCUGCGUACGACCAGAGAAACUUUCUUUUGCUAGUUCUGCUUUACUUUUUACAGGGAGUUCCUAUGGGCCUCGCGAUGGGUUCCGUACCGUUCCUUCUCAAGCCAUUCCUCUCCUACACCCAAAUCGGCAUCUUCUCACUCGCGUCCUACCCAUAUUCCCUAAAGCUACUAUGGAGUCCUAUAGUGGACGCGGUUUGGAGCCCCAGAUUUGGAAGGAGAAAGAGUUGGAUAACACCGAUUCAGACCGUUUCUGGCCUCGCCAUGGUGUAUCUGGGCAGCAGAGUCGAGAGCAUGAUGGCUGCAACCGAAGCGCAAGGCACGGACGGUGUCUGGAACUUUACCGGCUGGUGGUUCCUCCUCGUCUUCCUCUGCGCAACUCAGGACAUUGCCGUUGACGGUUGGGCUAUUUCGCUUUUGUCUCCACAGAACAUUGCGUACGCAUCCACCGCACAGACCGUUGGCCUCACCGCUGGGAACUUUCUUUCAUACACGGUCUUCUUGGCGUUCAAUUCUCCCGAUUUCGCGAAUAGGUGGUUCCGAACAACUCCAACGGAUGAUGGGCUUAUUACUCUGGGAGGUUACCUCACAUUUUGGGGCUGGGCGUACUUGGCCAUUACCCUGGGUUUGGCAGUAUUCAAGAAAGAGGAUAGGACAAAGGAGCGAGAUAGCAUCACGGAUGUUUACAAGUCGAUGUGGGGUGUACUGAAGCUGAAGAAUAUUCAGACCAUCAUCAUAAUCCAUCUUAUCGCCAAAAUCGGCUUCCAGGCAAAUGAGGCUGUAACUAACCUUAAGCUAAUUGAUAAGGGCUUUGGUCAAGAUAAUAUGGCUCUGGUUGUCCUUAUUGAUUUCCCAUUUGAAAUUGGCCUGGGUUACUUUGCCGGCAAAUGGUCGACCGAGUACACGCCAAUGAGGCUGUGGUGCUGGUCGUUUGUUGGAAGACUUGUUGCUGCGGUCCUGGCGCAAAUCGUUGUGAUGAUCUUCCCCAAAACCCCGGUUCCUGGAUGGUAUAUAUUUGUUGUCAUCUUGGAGCAUGUCUUCUCAACAUCCAUGAGUACAAUCAUGUUCGUAGCUGUUUCCGCUUUCCAUGCUCGAAUCUCCGAUCCAACGAUCGGUGGCACUUACAUGACGCUCCUCGCAACCGUAUCGAACCUUGGGGGAACGUUUCCAAAGUUCUUCGUUCUCAAAUUUGUUGAUUUCUUCGCCAAAGCCAUCUGCACCCCGCCUUCCAACCACCCUUCAAAUAUAAAGUCACCUGUCACGUCGCCCUUCUCGUGCGCUCUCGAGGCGGAUAAGCAUCGCUGCAUCGCAGGGGGCGGUACAUGUCAUAUCGAACGUGACGGUUUCUAUAUCACUAAUAUCCUUUGCGUUAUCAUCGGAGUGGUCACCUUCUGGACAUAUAUUAAGGCUGCGGUGCUCAAGUUGCAGAAGCUGCCUUUGAGAGCAUGGCGACUAUCUCCAGGCAGUGGGAAUAGAUGA
Molecule: messenger RNA, 2010 nt
Organism: Coccidioides immitis RS
Lineage: Eukaryota; Fungi; Ascomycota; Eurotiomycetes; Onygenales; Onygenaceae
Product: acetyl-CoA transporter
Exons: 2
Coding region: 1-2010 (669 amino acids)
Cellular component (GO): membrane
Molecular function (GO): acetyl-CoA transmembrane transporter activity
Source: RefSeq, a predicted model, not a curated record